AUGAAGUCAGGAAACAGGAGGCAGAUACUUCCAUAACACACACACAGACGCACAUAUAUUCCUGCACACAGAGAGCUUCAAAUCUGCUGGAGAACUCAGAGAGGAUGAGGGUUUUGCUCACUGUCGCCGCUCUUGUGGUCGUGGCUGGUGCUGUCAGUGUCACUCUGGAGGAUCUGGAGUUCAACACCUGGAAACUGAAGUUUGGUAAGAGUUAUGGUUCAGAGGAAGAAGAGUCUCAGCGUAAGAUGAUCUGGCUGGACAAUCGUAAACUGGUCCUAGAGCACAACAUGCUGGCUGACCAGGGCAUCAAAAGCUACAGACUCGGCAUGAACCACUUUGCAGACAUGGACAACCAGGAGUACCAGGCCAUGUUCAAAGGCUGCCUGCAAUCCUUCAACAGGACCAAGAGCCGCGGUGCUACUACAUUUCUCCAACAGGGAGGGGGCGCUGCUCUGCCUAGAACUGUGGACUGGAGGGAAAUGGGCUAUGUGACUGAGGUUAAAAACCAAUAUAUUUGUAGCUCCUGCUGGGCGUUCAGUGCGACGGGGGCGCUAGAGGGUCAGAUGUUUCGGAAGAUGAGGAAUCUGGUAUCUCUCAGUGAGCAGCAGCUGGUCGACUGCUCUUGGUUUUCAGGAAACCAAGGCUGUGCAGGCGGUUGGACAGAACACGCCUUCAAGUAUGUCAUGCACAGCGGAGGGCUGCAGUCAGAGACCUCCUAUCCUUAUGAGGCCAAGGACGGGAUUUGCAGGUUCAAUCCAAUGAAUGCUAGUGCUACAUGCAGUGGCUACGAAGAGCUGCCCAGUGAAGAUGAAAACGUUCUGCAGGAAGCCGUCGCCGUAAUUGGGCCAAUUUCUGCAGCUGUCAACAUCAAUCGUAAAACCUUCCAACUCUAUAAGUCAGGUGUUUAUGAUGAUCCAUACUGUGGCAAACAACCAAAUCACGCUGUCCUGGUUGUUGGUUAUGGCACUGACAGUUACGGAGAAGACUACUGGGUUGUCAAGAAUAGCUGGGGUGCUCAAUGGGGUGAAAAAGGCUAUAUAAGGAUGUCCAGGAACAAGGAUAACCAGUGUGGUAUUGCUACAUUCACCAGCUAUCCUCUGGUUUAA
Molecule: messenger RNA, 1106 nt
Organism: Colossoma macropomum (tambaqui)
Lineage: Eukaryota; Metazoa; Chordata; Actinopteri; Characiformes; Serrasalmidae
Product: cathepsin L1-like
Exons: 8
Coding region: 105-1106 (333 amino acids)
Biological process (GO): immune response
Cellular component (GO): lysosome
Molecular function (GO): cysteine-type endopeptidase activity
Source: RefSeq, a predicted model, not a curated record